UUUUCUCUCUUUCUCUCUCUAAAACAUUAAUUAUACUUUCUCUCUCUAGGAAAAAAAAGAAACUAUUGAUUGUGUCUCUUAUAUAAGUAGUCCCUUUCUCUUUCUCUUUCUCUGUCUAUAUUUAAUCUAAUUUUAUCAUUUGUUGGCGUGUGCGUGGUGGUGUCUCUUCUUUUCUUCUCUUUUCUCCCUUCCAUGCCCUAAUUUCUCAUGCCUCCCACUCGUCUUUCUCGUUUAAUCUCUUCAUUAUUUUAGAUUGUUGUUACACCAAUUUCACUUUCCUGUGAUUUUGAUCUCGAUUAUAGGAUUGGAUUUGAGGUUUGCAUUUGCUUAGAUUGCUUUCUUGGAUUCUUCUCAGAUCUUCUUCUCUAAUGCGUAGCAUGCUUGUGUCAGUUUUAUUUGUAAGUGCGACACAGAGUAUUAAGAGAUGAAGGAUAACGGUUCAACAACUAGUAAAAUGAUAAAUAGAAACUGGGUCUUGAAGCGCAAACGAAAAAAGAUUCUAUAUGGUCGGGUUCUUGCCAAUGGUAAAGAAGAGAAACUAGCACCCCUAGAAUCUCCUAGGAAUGCUUCUGCUGCUAAACGCAGGUCAAAAUGUGAAUUGGGCUCUGAUCUAUCUUCGUCCAAGAAAAAAGGAAAUGAUGGGUAUUAUUAUGAAUGUGUGAUCUGCGACCUUGGUGGAAAUUUGUUGUGUUGUGAUAGCUGUCCCCGGGUCUACCAUCUUCAGUGCCUUGAUCCGCCUCUUAAGCGCAUUCCAAUGGGAAAGUGGCAAUGCCCAAAAUGCUAUCAAAAAAGUGAUCCACUUAAGUCCAUUACCCAACUAGAUUCUAUUUCAAAGCGGGCAAGAACAAAAAUUAUUUCAACAAAUCCUAAGACUGGGGUUAGGUCUUGUGACACUGAAAAAGUAUCCCGGCUUUUUGGAAGCUCCAUUCUCUCCAAACGAAGGUCCUCGAGCAAAGGGAAAUCUGUGUUAACUUUAGGAGUUAAAUCUGAUGAAAAGGAAACAGCUUCUUCCUUGGAUGUAUCCAGUAACAUCAAGCCAAAUCAUCAGUUCCUUGGUGGUUCUAUAGAGGCCACCUCAUCGUGUGUACAUGAUGAUGAUUUAAAGAAACCUGUUGCAUCUCCACCUCCUGACUCGCCAGAAAAGAAAUCCAUUUCUCUCACUGAGGAAACUUUGACAUAUUCUAAACUUACAAAAUCAGAGCCAAAUGAUGAAACAUCUGAUGGGAAGCAUGACUCAUCUUGUAACAAUGGGUCUCCAAGGAAAAAAAUUGUUCUUGCAAUCGGUGCUGUCAGUGAGAAAGAUAGAAAAAGAAAACAUGAAGGCAACAAUGAAGAUAGUGUAAAGAAGCAAAGGACUGACAAGGGAAAACUGACGUCUAAGAAACGUAGGUCGAAAGCCAAUAUUACAAUUUCUGCAAGUAAUAAACUGCAACAAAAACAGAAAACUGUUAAUCAUGGGGUUUCUGCAUCUUUUUCAAAGAAUGUUGUUGAAGUGAAGAAUAUAGAGGUUCAGGGAAAGAACGAGAAGCUUCCUGAGGAACUUGUUCCUCCGUCAAGUGAGUCAGGUAAAGCUGGGGGUCAUAUGGAUGAAACACGAAUGCGUGAAGAUCUUGUCCUAGAACUACAACAGGUCGAUCGGGUCUUGGGAUGUCGAAUUCAAGGUGAUAAUGCAGGUUCUUCAAGUAAUUUAUCUUUGAUUGCCACAGAUGUUCUGCCUCCUGAUGAAUUGCUUAUUCCAGAAACCCAAAUUAGAGAGGAAAAUACUAGUUAUGAUAUUGACUCAGGUAUAGCACUUACUGAAAAUCUUGUUGAGGGUGGUCCUGGCAGCACUCAAAUUUUUGACAAGGGAGAAAGCCUUAAGAAUGAAAUCAGUGAGGACAAAAUACAUGUAUAUAAAAGAUCUGCUAGUAAAGAUUGUACAGGAGGGAAUGCCAGGGAUUUGGUGGGGGAAGAAGACAGGGAUUCUGGUUUUGAAGGCAUAAAUGGUAAAGGUGGAGAUGAAUUCCAAGUUACUAUUGAAGAUUCUAUAAAGCAACCUGAAAAGGUGCUGACCGAGGAGAAAUUUGAUAUUUGUUUGAAAAGCCAGGAUAUCGGUGAGCUAUCCAAAGUUAGUGAGCUGCACUUGUCUCCUGAAACCAGAGUCAGUAAAGAAGCAGAUAUGGAAAUUAAAAUUAGUUGUGUUCAAAAUAAAGUUCAGGAACCCACUAUGAUAGGAUCUGCAUGUGCUAAUAGCGAUUUAACAUAUGAAUUCCUAGUUAAAUGGGUAGGGAAGUCUCAUAUACAUAAUAGUUGGAUUUCAGAAUCUCAGCUGAAAGUUCUUGCAAAGAGAAAACUAGAUAAUUACAAGGCAAAGUAUGGAACAGCUGUUAUAAAUAUAUGCGAGGACAAGUGGAAGCAGCCUCAGCGUGUAAUUGCUGUCCGUGCUUCUAGGGAUGGUACACGGGAAGCUUUUGUGAAAUGGACUGGUCUUCCUUAUGAUGAAUGCACUUGGGAAAGGCUGGAUGAACCUCUUAUGUUAAAAUCUUCACAUCUGGUUGAUCUUUUUGAUCAAUUAGAACAGCAGACAUUGGAAAAAGAUUCUAGAGGGGAAACUCCAAUCAUAAAGGGGAGGGGUGACGGUCAGCAAAAUGAGAUUGGUACUCUAACAGAGCAACCAAAGGAACUGAAAGGAGGUAGCUUGUUUCCCCAUCAGCUUGAGGCAUUGAAUUGGUUGCGUAGAUGCUGGCACAAAUCAAAAAAUGUGAUUCUUGCUGAUGAAAUGGGGCUUGGGAAAACGGUAUCUGCUUGCGCGUUUCUUUCAUCACUAUAUUUUGAGUUCAGAGCUUCUUUGCCUUGCUUGGUCUUAGUUCCACUUUCCACAAUGCCUAACUGGCUUGCUGAGUUUGCAUUAUGGGCUCCUAACCUAAAUGUUGUGGAAUAUCAUGGGUGUGCAAAAGCAAGAGCCAUAAUUCGUCAAUAUGAGUGGCAUGCUAGUGAUCCAAAGAAGACAAAUCAGAAAACUGCUUCAUAUAAAUUUAAUGUUCUUUUAACUACUUAUGAAAUGGUUCUUGCUGACUCCUCCCACUUGCGUGGGGUUCCUUGGGAAGUUCUUGUGGUUGAUGAGGGCCAUCGUUUAAAGAACUCAGGAAGUAAGCUGUUCAGCUUGCUUAAUACAUUCUCUUUCCAACACCGUGUUCUCUUGACUGGUACCCCUCUUCAAAAUAACAUUGGUGAGAUGUAUAAUUUGCUUAAUUUCCUGCAGCCAGCCUCAUUCCCUUCUCUAUCUUCAUUUGAGGAGAAAUUUAAUGACCUUACAACUGCGGAAAAAGUGGAGGAAUUGAAAAAACUUGUUGCUCCUCAUAUGCUUCGACGGCUUAAAAAGGACGCAAUGCAAAAUAUUCCUCCUAAGACAGAACGAAUGGUUCCUGUUGAGUUGACUUCUAUCCAGGCUGAAUACUACCGUGCAAUGCUAACAAAGAACUAUCAGAUAUUACGGAAUAUCGGAAAAGGGGUCCCACAGCAAUCCAUGCUGAAUAUUGUAAUGCAGUUGAGAAAGAUUUGCAAUCAUCCAUAUCUUAUACCAGGUACAGAGCCUGAUUCUGGGUCAGUAGAAUUCCUCCAUGAAAUGAGAAUAAAAGCAUCAGCGAAGCUCACUGUUCUGCAUUCCAUGCUAAAAGCUUUAUAUAAGGAAGGCCAUAGAGUCCUUAUUUUCUCUCAGAUGACCAAGCUUCUGGAUGUUCUUGAGGAUUAUUUGACUAUAGAGUUUGGGCCUAAAACAUAUGAGAGAGUGGAUGGAUCUGUAUCAGUAUCUGAUCGUCAGGCAUCGAUUUCCCGUUUCAACCAGGAUAAAAGCAGAUUUGUGUUCUUGUUAUCAACACGCUCUUGUGGCCUUGGAAUCAACCUGGCAACAGCUGACACUGUUGUUAUUUAUGAUUCUGAUUUCAAUCCACAUGCUGAUAUACAAGCAAUGAAUCGAGCACAUCGAAUUGGACAGUCAAAUAGACUGUUGGUGUACAGGCUUGUUGUUCGUGCGAGUGUUGAAGAGCGCAUCUUGCAGCUUGCUAAAAAGAAACUGAUGCUUGACCAGCUAUUUGUAAAUAAGUCUGGAUCUCAGAAAGAAGUGGAAGAUAUUCUCCGAUGGGGAACAGAGGAACUUUUUAGUGAUCCUUCUAGAACCAAUGGAAAAGAUGCUGGUGAAAAUAAUAGCAGCAAAGAUGAGGCAGUAAUUGAUAUAGAGCAAAAACAGAGGAAAAGGGGCGGUGGCCUUGGGGAUGUUUACAAGGAUAAAUGUACAGAUGGCGGCAACACCAUUGUCUGGGACGAAAAUGCAAUUGCGAAAUUGCUUGACCGUUCAAACCUUCAGGCUGGGACUGCUGAUGUUGCUGAAGUGGAUUUUGAAAAUGACAUGCUUGGCUCUGUAAAGUCUCUGGAAUGGAACGAUGAAACAACUGAAGAGCAAGUGGGAGCUGAAUCGCCUCCUGUUGUUGCUGAUGAAAUUUGUGGACAAAAUUCUGAUAGGAAAGAGGAUAAUGUGGUCACAAUUGCUGAAGAAAAUGAAUGGGACAGGCUUUUGCGCUCAAGAUGGGAGAAAUAUCGAAAUGAGGAGGAGGCAGCUCUUGGUCGAGGGAAGCGCCAGAGGAAGACUGUUUCUUACAGGGAAGCUUAUGCGCCACAUCUGAGUGAAACAUUAAGCGAGAGUGGUGGUGAAGAAGAACGGGAGCCAGAGACAGAGCCAGAGCGCGAAUAUACACCAGCUGGACGAGCUCUGAAAGCAAAGUAUGCUAAGCUUCGUGCUAGACAAAAAGAUCGCCUGGCUCAGCGUAGUGCAAUUGAAGAAUCCCGCCCAAAUGAGGGACUUCUUGUACCUGAAUUUUUCCAGCUUCAUAAUCUAUCCACUAAUGAGAGGGACAAGGAUCAAGCAAUGGAGUUAGUUCAACAAGUCAGAGAGAAGUCUUCAGUAAAUGAGGUGGAGGAUAAUCCAUUAGAUACACCGAAGAGCAAGGCUGAUUCAACUUUGAGGCUGGGUCGGGUAUCAAAGCUUAAAAUAAGCAGUCAUUUGGAUCUUUCUGUUAAUUCUAUUGACCACCCUUCUUCCGACAUCAUUCCAGAUCAACAAAAUCAGGGUGCUGGCCAUAUUAAUUACAAUUUGUUACCAGUUCUUGGACUAUGUGCUCCCAAUGCUAAUCAGUUAGAAUCAUCACACAGAAACUCUUCAAGAUCCGCUAAUAGACAAAGCAAGCUAGCACUUGGACCAGAGUUUCCUUUUAGUCUACCUCCUUCUGGAAAUUUGGUUGAGACUGAUGUAAGACGUCAGGAUAUUACCCCUCUCAAACCAAGAUUACAAAAUGCAUCCACAGAACUUUUACAACAGCAUCUUAAAAGUAGUUUGUCAGAUGAUUGGCUCCCAUUUAAUCAGUGUCCUCUGCCUGUCCCACGAGGGAAGAGUUCUGAUCAUUUCGAGAGUUCCAAUUCUAGCUUUGCUGAUUUCCAGGAAAAAAUGUCACUACCAAGAAUACCUUUUGAUGAAAAAUUGUUGCCUAGACUUUCAGUUCCUGCUAAGAGCAUGCCAACUCCACAGCAUGACUUAUUACCUAGCUUAUCACUUGGUGGCAGACUUGAAGCUUUAAAUGACUCUAUGCGGGAUAUUUCAGCAAUGCCGGUGUUACCCAAUCUAAAAUUUCCCUCUCAAGAUGCACCGAGAUAUAAUCAGCUAGAAAAGGAGAUUUCUCCCAUGCUGGGUUUGGGUCAGAUGCCAUCUACCUUUACGUCAUUUCCCGAAAACCACAGGAAGGUGCUUGAAAACAUAAUGAUGAGGACUGGGUCUGGAUCAAACAACUUGUACAGAAAAAAAUCAAGAACAGAUGGUUGGUCUGAAGAUGAGCUUGAUUUCCUCUGGAUUGGUGUUCGUAGACACGGAAGGGGUAAUUGGGAUGCCAUGCUUAGAGACCCCAGGUUAAAAUUCUCCAAGUACAAAAGUUCAGAUGAUUUGGCAGCUAGAUGGGAGGAGGAACAAAUGAAGAUAUUGGAUGGACCACCCUUACCAGGGUCAAAGACAAUAAAGUUAUCGAAGUCCUCCAAACCCUCCUUGUUUCCAAGUAUUCCUGAGGGAAUGAUGGCGCGGGCCUUGCAUGGUAGUAGACUUGUUGCACCACCAAAGUUUCAUCAGGCCCAUCUGACAGACAUGAAACUGGGCUUUGGUGAUCUGCCUCCGAGUCUGCCACAUUUUGAGGUGCCAGAUCAAAUUGGCUUUCAGAAUGAGCAUUUUGGGUCUAUGCCAACUUGGAAUCCUGAAAGAUUUCGCAGAAAUUUCACUGGGGAUUCUUCUGCUGGACCCUCUACUUCAAAUAGUGAAAUGCCAUUUCUACUCAAUUCUCUGGGAUCAAGCAACUUGGGCUCUUUGGGUUUUAAUAGCUUUAGUAGCUUUGAUUCACACCAUAGAGAGGAUGAACAUAACGCCACGAAGUAUGGGAAGUUGCCCAGUCUUCUGGAUAGAUCAUUAAAUUUAGCAUGUGAUUCACAGAAUAAUGUUGGAAAUGGUGAAUCCAGUGGUUCUGCUUUGUUUCCAGACCCAAAUAAAAGGCUAAAUAAUUCCCAUUCAAAGGGAAAAGAAGUAGUUGAAAGCAGUUCUUCAAAGAACAAGCUACCUCAUUGGCUUAGGGAAGCUGUAAGUUCUCCUGCUAAACCACCAGAACCUGAUCUGCCACCCACUGUAUCAGCAAUUGCACAAUCAGUGCGUGUACUAUAUGGAGAAAAUAAGCCUACAAUUCCUCCUUUUGUUAUUCCGGGUCCACCUCCUUCUCAACCAAAGGAUCCAAGACGGAUUCUGAGGAAGAAAAAGAAGCGGAGAUCACACAUGUUCAGGCAGUUCCCACUAGACACUGCAGGCAGCAUGCAGAAUUUUAGAAGCAGCAUUCUAGGCAGCAAUAUUGCUUCAUCCUCUAUCCCACCAGCCCCAACAUUUCAACCGCUUCAACUUUUACCUCCUGGAACUUCAGGUCAUACACGGAACGACUCUGAUCCCAAUGAACACUUCCGUAAUUUGGACAUGAUAAACUCAUUGACAUCGUCUUAUUCAAAAUUACCGAAGAAAACAAGCAUGGGAUUGUCCCCUUCUCCUGAGGUGCUUCAAUUGGUGGCAGCAUGUGUUGCUCCAGGCCCACACUUGUCAUCUAGUUCGGGCAUGACUAGCUCAAGCUUCCUUGAGAGCAAGCUGCCCUUGCCAAAAUCUGUCGACGAAGUUGGGGUUUCAGAUGCACAAGGUGCUGAAGAGAAAGACAAGGAUAUGCAAGGGUUGCCUCCUGAUACACAGAUCAUACUUCCAGAAGAGAAACCAGGCCAACCUGACGACGGCGAUUCUAGCAAGAGUGGGACAAAUAAUUCUCAGACUGAAAAGCCCGAUGUAGAGGAGAUAUCGUCUGAGGGAACUGUAUCCGAUCAUCUUGUGAGCGAGCAUGAACAAUAGCUAAUAGUAUGACAAUGAAAUAUGUUACAUUAUUAUUCUUUCAGGCUAUUGGAUUUCCAGGCUUCUCAGUUAAGCGCCCAAAUUUUUGUAGGCAUGACGCAAUGAGUGAUGAUAGCGUAUAUAAGGAUCAUGUAGGACAUCCUGUGUAAAGUUAUUGUAAUUGAAAAUGAAAUGCAUAGUGUUCUCUUGCUUAA
This is a messenger RNA of Ricinus communis (castor bean), 7635 nucleotides long. Its product is annotated as protein CHROMATIN REMODELING 4. Gene Ontology annotation, biological process: negative regulation of transcription by RNA polymerase II; chromatin remodeling. Bases 425 to 7441 code for a protein of 2338 amino acids. Gene Ontology annotation, molecular function: histone binding; ATP-dependent chromatin remodeler activity; chromatin binding. Gene Ontology annotation, cellular component: nucleus; chromatin. NCBI's taxonomy places the organism in Eukaryota, Viridiplantae, Streptophyta, Magnoliopsida, Malpighiales, Euphorbiaceae. The record is from RefSeq and is a predicted model, not a curated record. The transcript is spliced from 11 exons.